This is a messenger RNA of Clonostachys rhizophaga, 357 nucleotides long. Lineage: Eukaryota; Fungi; Ascomycota; Sordariomycetes; Hypocreales; Bionectriaceae. The record is from the annotation of a GenBank genome assembly.
AUGGCAAAGGGGGGAGAAGAAACCAGCAGCCAUUCCCCAGCCGAUUUCGACCAACGUUAUCUCCGUGGACCUACUGGGCCAUGCCAAGUCGAAGUUCGUAUGUACCUGCUCCAUGUAGAUGUCUUGUCCGUCACAGACGGCGUCCGGGCCAUCCGCAACCUCCUUGGCCAACAACACUUCUUCGACUUCUGUCCGCAGUGGAACAGUCCCGUUCUGGCUCUGCCGUCAUCGAUUUGCAACGCUAGCUGGAAACAAGAUGCCAUCCUGCCCAGUGUCGGAAAGUUCCUAAGCAGCGCUGCUUUUAGAUUGAGCUCCUUCCUGCUUAGCCUCACGCAACUGAGCAUAUCACCUAUAUAA